Molecule: messenger RNA, 5700 nt
Organism: Cynoglossus semilaevis (tongue sole)
Lineage: Eukaryota; Metazoa; Chordata; Actinopteri; Pleuronectiformes; Cynoglossidae
Gene: znf148
Product: zinc finger protein 148
Exons: 7
Coding region: 454-2901 (815 amino acids)
Biological process (GO): regulation of transcription by RNA polymerase II
Molecular function (GO): RNA polymerase II cis-regulatory region sequence-specific DNA binding; DNA-binding transcription factor activity, RNA polymerase II-specific
Source: RefSeq, a predicted model, not a curated record
UGAGGCAUGCUUACUACUUUUGCCAGUGUUUUUGUUUGCCCGAGUAGCUUGUUAGCCUUCUUAGCAGGCAACAGUGUUUUGGCCUGUCGAACAGCGACUGAGGAAGCAGGAGCCACUAGCUCAGCAGCGGAACAUCGCUGCCCGCAAGUUUUGUGAAUUGUGCAAACCAAAGUUGUUAUUCGUCCUUUAAUAGAGCCCGUAACAACCGCCGAGUGCUGCGUGUAAGCACGAGUGUCUCCUGCUUACGACAAGUUGUGUCAUUUAAUACUGCGGUGUCAGAGAUGCUCAAUAUUUGCUGCAACCUGGCUAACUAGCCUCACGAAGGCCGUGAAUAUUUGUAAAUGGAAUCUUAGUGUACGUAACGCUUCUGGUGAUAGCUUUCAAAAUAAAGCACUUGUAGAGCAACAUACUACUGGAAAUUGACCUCCUGUCGACUUCAAACUCUUAUGUAAGAUGAAUGCUGAGGACAAGUUGGAUGGCAUGCUGCUCAAAUGCAGCAGUGGAGGGAUAGAUGGUGGAGGGAGAGUGGGCCUCACAGCUGGAGGUGGUCUGGUGGUGAUGACUCUGGGCGAACGAUCACUGGUUAACCAGCCUCUUUUGGCGGAGGAUGACGACGAGGAAGACGACGAUGACGACUUGACCGGUAGCUCGUUGGUCACUCAUGACCUGGUUCCUCCGGAGCAGCUGAUGAUGCAGGAGGACACAAGAAAGAAUGGUGGAGGGGAAGAAGAGGCUGCAGGCGAAGUGGGAGUGCAUAUUCCCCUGAAACUCAACAAUAAGUUGCCCUGCCUGCUUCAUGUGCCACUGACCAUCAAGCAGGAGCUAAAGCUGCCUGAGCCAACAGUCCUAAUGAAGAAGGACAAAAAAACAGCAAAGGAAAUGAUCAUGUGUCCAAAAAAGAAGAAAAGGAAACAGCGCUCACCAGCAAAGGUGCAAAUUCUUAGCAUUAACGACGACGGAUCAAUGGGAAUACAGAACCCCAAGUGUCACGUCUGUGUUCAUUGUAACGCUGCCUUCAGAACCAACUAUCACCUGCAGAGGCAUGUCUUCAUUCACACUGGAGAGAAGCCGUUUCAGUGCAGUCAGUGUGACAUGCGCUUCAUUCAGAAAUAUCUUCUCCAGCGACAUGAAAAAAUACACACAGGUGAAAAGCCCUUCCGUUGUGAUGAGUGUGGAAUGAGAUUCAUCCAGAAAUAUCACAUGGAGAGACACAAGAGAACUCACAGUGGAGAGAAACCGUAUCAGUGUGACUACUGUCACCAGUACUUCUCAAGAACAGACCGGGUCUUAAAGCACAGGCGAAUGUGUCACGAGAACAGAGAGAGGAAGACCAACAAAGCUGCUGCGAAAGUGGGAGCCCUGCGUGAAGCAGACUGUUCCGCUCUGUCCUUGUCUGCCAAAGAUUGUUCACUUCCCAAGAAGAAACGCCAGAAGUGUGUAGACAAGGGUUCGGCCUCCUCCUCCUCCACCGCUGCCCACUCUGAAGAGCACGCUGUCUCCAAUGAGGCGACGGGGGAGAAGGUAGAGCAGAGACAGAACAAGAUCGAAGGUCUACCUCUUUUCAUCGUGUCCUCCAAAGUCAAACACGAGUAUGUGAUCACAGACUACUCUGUGGACCUGCCUGAAGACACCUCCAGCCCACACCAAGGAGAUGUGUCACCAGGAGAAACAACUCCACCCAAACUGGUCUUGAAAAAGGUCCCUAAGAGGAGUCUGAAACAGUCCAGUGAACCAGCAACUCCUUGUCUGUCCACUCUGUCUUCCUUUGAGGAAAACAAUAAGGUCGCACAUUACACCUUUGAAAUAGUGGACAAGCAAGGGUUGCUCGAAGUAGAGAACAACACUGACCUUGAGUCAGUUGAAACCCUUCAAGGUGGACCAACCAAGCCAGCUGCCAGCAGCACAAACUACGACGAUGCCAUGCAAUUUCUCAAGAAGAAGCGUUACCUUCAUGCCGCAAUGGCAAACAACAGUCGGGAUUAUGGCCUGAACUCGAGCAGCAUCUCUUCUCAACCUUCUGUUACACCAACGGUGGUUUCAACCGUCAUUGACGAAACGGUGCCUGCCACUAUUCUGGAGCCUCAGCAAAUCAACACGGAAAUUAAGGCGAGCCACGAAAAGAACGUGCUGCCAGACGAGGUUCUGCAGACGCUGUUGGAACAUUACUCCAACAAAGCCAACGGGCAGUCAGAUAUUUCCUUCAGCGUGGCUGACACAGAGGUGACCUCAAGCAUUUCCAUCAACUCCACGGAUGUGUCGGACAGCAGCCCCGUGGAGAGUCUUGGAACCUCCAGUGCCCAAGCUGCACCGGCCAAUGAGAAAGUCAGUCUUUUGCAAGAAUAUUCAAAGUUUCUCCAGCAAGCACUGGAGCGAACCAGCCAGAACGAUAGCUACCUGACCAGCCAGAGCCUUAGCUUGGUCUCUGAAAACCCCACUUUGGCCGGGCAGCCCCUGUUCUCCACAGAGAAACAGUUUCCUUCACCCAGCAGGUUCAAAUCAGGGAUGAGCUCUCCACUGAGAUCCUCUUUAGAGAAACCUCAUUUUGGAUUACUGGUCGGGGACUCCCAGCACUCGUUUUCAUUUUCAGGCGACGACACCACCUCACCCUCCGCGGUGUCUCCAGCUGAGGAGGAUUUUCUGGAGCAGGUGUCGUCGCCCUCGAAAAAGACGGACUCCUCACCGGGAAUACUGCAGACUUUCCAAAUAAGCACCUUUGAUCAGAACUUCAAAACUCACUUCCCUCCUUCAAGGUCCGGAUCCUCUUCGCAGUUCACUGUAACCAACGGACAAGUAAGUCUUCAAAGGCAAAGCACAGAUUUUGCAGAAUUCCCCCUAGUGAGAGAGACCAGGUCUCAGCUGAACUCCUCUCCUGACGUUUCAUCCAGUGAAACCUUUGGCUGAAAGAACCUUGAGUUUGGAGAGAAAAAUCAUUUCUGAUAAUAAUUUCAGCUGCACUUUAUCUCGUGUCUCCUCUUUUGCCAAAACAAGUCUCAUUGUAAAUGUGUUCUUUGUUGGAAAACAUAUUCAUGUGUUGUUUUUAAGUUUGGCCUUAAACAAAGUGUAAAAAAAAAAAAGGUAAUCUGUGGGUAAUCAUGAGUUCCCCUUUAAAAGAAGAAGCGGCGUGAAUGAAGCUGAAUGCUCCGGAAUGUACACCGAGAGAUUAGCUUACCAAAACGUGCGAUAAAAUGUGAUGAAGAUCGAAAUAUGUUCUCGCACUUUUGCCACAAAAUUAAUUUCAAGCGUUUUUUUUUUUUCAAAUCUUUUUGCCUUGCUCAAAAGAUGAUCAAAUCACUUUUGCUGCUUAAUGCGAUAUUUCCACAUCCUCAAACAUAAUCCUAGCUCCUGUAUUUAAAACUUAAGGACCUUUUCUUUUUCCCUUCUGUUCAUCAACGCUGGUUGAUGUUGUUCACUGAACAAAAACAAUCACAUGUAGGUCAAGAGUCAUUCUUGCUUCUACAUUUUGUUCAAAUAGCAUCUAAAAUACCCCGGGAUAUGUCCAUGAUCAGAUCUAAACCUCACCCUGAUUAUGAUCCAUACCCAGGUUAAAAUUCAAUUGAAUUCUAUGAUGGAUAAAAUUUGGUAUUUAUUCUAUUAGCUAAAAAUGCUAAACAAGUGUCCCCUGUUAUUGUCCUGUUAUAUAUAGAAUAAUUUAUUUUGGUUGUCAGAGUAGUUGGUGCAAUACAAAAAGACUAGAUUUGAUUGCAUUCUCCGUUGCGUUCCCCUGCCCCGGCAAAAAAAAUGUUGUCCAAAGCUGCAAGCAUGUAAUGACUGCAGGAUAAAUUAUUCAAAGUAAUGUAGUUAAAUCAUGUCAAAGAAUUGUGCUAACAUUGGCACAACGUGCACAUUCUUUUCUACAAGAAGUGUAAAACAUUUUUUUAUACCUUUACUUAAAGAAAAUGUAUAUGUCACAGAUGACACAGAACAAUGAUCGAAGAACGUUGUUUAAUUUCUGUUAUGAAAAAAAAAAAAUAAAACCACAAUUCUUUGUGUGGAACCUUUUCUGACAUCAAUCGUGAAAGUCAAAGUCGUACUGAGACUCUGUUGUGAAACCUAAACGUUUAAUCAUUGGUGUGCUCUUAUUUUUUUCUAUUUUUUCAUAUUUUCAUUCCUUAUAUUCUUUUUUUUAAUAUUCUUAAGAUUAUUACUUUAAAAAAUUGCACAAUAAAAUCAAAUCUAAAAAUGCAUUAACUCUGUAUAAACAUUUUGCGAUCUCGCACCUUUAUCUAAUUUUUCCCGUUAUAUAUGAUCAGUUUCAACAUUAAGCAAUAAGUAAAAGUGAAAAUCUCCAAACUUGUCUGUGGUUGGACGGACACGGCAGGCAGACAAUGUAUAUUUAAUGGUUACGUCUGUCUGUUUUGUUUUGUUUUUUUUUUACAAUAACUGUCAUUUGUUUCUCAUGAGUACAUGUAUGUCUUAGGUGCUACUGUGCUAAUCACUGUUCAUUCAAUCUGUCUCAACAAACUUUAGUUCUCUCUGAGCUCCCGCUUGUUACAUUUUUGCUGACGAUCAGGGACGAAACAGCAUUAUAAAAGAAAAAAGAAAAGCUUUUUUUUAAAAAAAACAAAACAAAACAAUUUCACAUUCCCCUCUAGAACGUAGAGAGAAUGUCCUGCUGUAAAUACAUUGUGUAUUUUCUUUUCUCUUUAAGGUCCACAAAGUACUGUUAGAUCUCAUGUCCACCAACAGACACAAAGGCUCUUGCAAAACACAUUUUUUGGAAGUCACAGUUAAUAGAGUUAAGCUUUCACGUAGGACUUAAAACAAAAGUUCUUUGUCACCGGCUCUGGUUUGUAUAUUUACACAUGUCCACUUAUAUCAAACAAAGCAAUGAUGUGUCUUUUUUUUUCUUUUCUUUUUUUAUUAUUAUUAUUUGAAUUUUACGUUCAGGUGACUUUUCUCAAUGCAUUCAUUGUGCAUUCAGAUUACUUUUACUGUAUAAACCAGUAUUGAUAAGCACCGUGAUAAUCUUCCUUUUAAGGUUUAAGUAGUAUCCUGUACUUAAAACCAGCCCUUGUCUGUCAAUCAUUUCACCUCGUUAGAUGUAAGCAACUUAAAUCUUAAAUGUCAUUUUGAAAUAUAUUUUGGGUGUAAUAUGUUAAAGAAAUACUCUGUGGGUAAAAAAUAAAAAAAAAAUCUUUAAAAUGUCUAUAAAUACCAUUUAAAAGAGAUAAGUAAUUUUUGAGACAUGUAAUCCACCUGCAAUGUUUGUCAAGACUUAAGAAUUGCGUUUUGAAAUUUGAAAAGUUCGGCAUUUUUCCUUGUAAUUAACUGUUGUCAGUAACCUGGCCAUAAGUGUCCUUGUAUAAGCUAAAGGAAAAAUGUUUGUUUUGUGUAAAAAAUAUAUGAAUUUUUGAUAAGAAGAAAAGAACUAUUUUUGAAACAUGUCGUCUAUUGCUACUCUCAUAUAUACUUCAUACACGUUGUUUUUGUCGAGGUGUUUCAGGCUUUUUGACGAACCUGAUGAAAAACUCACUGCUGCUGUGUGAAGUGACGCAGUGAGGUUCAUUUGCAUGGUCUAACUUGUUGGGUCGAGUAAACCUGUUUAUGGAUAAUGUGCAGCUUUAAUUGUAGCCGGUUAAUUUCAGUCAAGUAACCCAUAUAAAUUAGAAAAAUUUUGCAGUAUGGUUUGUAAUCGAUCAGAUUGUGUUCUUUUGAUUGUUGUGUGACAUGUCCUUAUGAAUAAAAAAAUAAUUUACACAA